AUCUCUGCUGAAGGUGGCAAAUGUAGCACAGGGUCUUAAUGCCUUCGUGUUGAUCAAUGAUACGCAUCAGUUCCGCUCGAUCAGUUGACUAAGACGGCUUUCUCAGUAACAUUUUGCGAAACCUAAAAAAGGAGAAGUAAACUCAGAUUGUCUAACACAUGGAGAAAUGUGUCCCAGAUGCUGACAUUUAUUACAGAGCUCCGAGUGGAAGAUUUCACUUUGGCUGUCUUUCUUCAGUCUUCUAUUUUUACAAUAUUUGCCUUUGAUUAUUGAUUGCACGGACAACCGGAGCAGUUUCAAGUAAUCACCGAACCGUUUCUCUUGGUCCACUCCAUUGGUUGAGCCUUCCGUCAUGGCUCGGUACCUGGGUUACUUCAGCACCGUGGGCGAUGCUCAGCCGGUCCAGUGGGAGGAUGAAGAAGAGCUGCACGUUAAGAGCGAGGAGCUGGGUUCGGCCACUGGUCAGUUUCCAACAAAGCUGACGUUCAGGGAUUCACUGCGGGGGCUCUACGGAUCGGAGCGGUUCCAGGUGUUGGUGGUGUGUCUGGUAAUCCUGGACGCCAUCUUUGUUCUUGCAGAACUGCUUAUAGAUCUGUCUGUGAUCCAGUUGGAACAUGGUCACCUUGCUCCUGAGGUGUUCCACUACCUGAGCUUGGCUCUUCUCUCAUUCUUCAUGAUGGAGCUGGUUGGUAAGCUCUACGCUUACCGCAUUGAGUUCUUUCAUCACAAGUUUGAGAUGUUUGAUGGAGCCGUGGUGGUGGUUUCCUUUGUCCUGGACAUUGUGUUCAUCUUCCAUGAGGAUGCCUUUGAUGGGAUGGGUCUCCUUAUCUUGCUGCGACUCUGGAGGGUGGCUAGAAUCAUCAAUGGUAUCAUGGUGUCAGUGAAAACUCGUGCAGACCAGAGGAUUCACAAGCUAAAGGAAAGCUAUGACCACCUUGUUCAAAGAGUCACAGAGCUACAGGAGCGCAGUGAUAAACUGGAACAAGAAAACCAGAAACUGCAAGCCCUCCAGAAGGAGAAAAGCAUAGUCUAACUCCGUAGGCAUACUCUUGGGGCACACCUACUUCUCUGCACUAUACCCAAAAUACAGAUAUCCUAAAAUAAAAGUUAAGAGUGUAUCAUUGGAACAUUAUAGUGAUAGAAACCAAUUAAAUGAAUAUCUAAUGAAUGUC
Molecule: messenger RNA, 1172 nt
Organism: Gasterosteus aculeatus aculeatus (three-spined stickleback)
Lineage: Eukaryota; Metazoa; Chordata; Actinopteri; Perciformes; Gasterosteidae
Gene: hvcn1
Product: hydrogen voltage-gated channel 1
Biological process (GO): proton transmembrane transport
Cellular component (GO): plasma membrane
Molecular function (GO): voltage-gated proton channel activity
Source: RefSeq, a predicted model, not a curated record